AAAAUGAAUUGCGAACCACACCCAAAAAAGCCUAUGAAAGACUUUAAGGGGGCCAGACUGUGGCUAUUGGCAGUAGAAAAGGUCCUGACAUCAGUGGGCCUAGACCAGGGGCGGACUGACCAUUUGGAAACUCGGGCACUGCCCGAGGGCCUGGGGUCAGUAGGGGGCCCCAUGAGAUGCCCCUGGUACCUUUUUCAUAGGCUUUUUUGAGUUUGGGCAAGGACACAGGGGCCCCAUGAUCCCCUAUUGCCUGGGGGCCCCAUGAGUUGUCAGUCCG
Molecule: messenger RNA, 277 nt
Organism: Staurois parvus
Lineage: Eukaryota; Metazoa; Chordata; Amphibia; Anura; Ranidae
Source: the annotation of a GenBank genome assembly